CCAGGGCCAGAACUGUGUCCUGACUGCUCUCAGCCGCACCAUGGAUCCUCGCCUCCUCCUGCCCCUGCUGCUGCUGGCUGUCCUCGGCCUCCACACCCAGGGCUCUGAACCUGCAGCCGACUGCUGCCUGAAGCUUGGCCUGAAGGCCAUCCCGAACCGGAUCGUGAAGUCCUACCGCAUCCAGACCCCCGAGUCUGGGUGCUCUGUCCGGGCUGUGGUGUUCACCACCUACAAGGACAAGAAUCUGUGCGCCCCUCCGGACGCACCCUGGGUCACUGGCCUGAUGAAGAAGCUGGAUGGGAAGCUGCAGCCCCUUCGCCAGCUCAGGAAGCAGAAGUGGGGCAACAAGUCCCGGGGGAAGCAGAACAGGGCGUGAGAGGACACUUCCCCCCGCCCCACAGAGCCAGGCCGGCAGUGAACGUCUGUGACCUGUGCCACAUCCUCUGCCUGAUCUCUGCCUGCCCCGCGCCACGACUGCAUCUCCCCCCGUGUCCUGAAGCCUCCUGCACCUGCCCCCAGAUCUCCCGCUCAAAGCCCCCAGACCCUCUGCGUUGCACACCCAGGACGGAGGCAGCGCCGUGGAGGCAUGGGCAUCCCCAGUCCAGCGUGGCAUCUGACCCUGGCAAGACGGGCUCCGAUCCCUGCAGACAGGCCCCGGUGGGGCUGAACCAGGCACCUUCCCGCUUGCCGCGGGGUUCGUGAGCGCAGGGUCCUUGUGGCGGACACUUAGCACCAGGUCCUCGCCGAGCGCUCCGGGGCUACUGGCCCCCUUUGACGCCCUGCCCAGCCCAGCACGGGGUUGCAAAGUCUUCGAUCAGGCUGGAAGACCUGCAGCCAGCGGGAGCAAGGACCACGCGGGGAGUCAUCAGCCCCGGGCCGGGGGACCAGGCUGUGCUACCCUCCGAGCCAUGGCUGUCGGAGCCGGGAGCCGGGACCAGGUGUCUGUGCAGCUCCCAGCACCAAACGCCUCCUCGCUGCCUUGCUCCCAGGUCACUGCCUCUCCCAGGACUGUUUGCAAACCUGUUUGAGACUGUGAAGCUGCUGCCAUGCCCCGAGCUCCCCGGAGCCGCCCGCUGCGGCCCGGCCCGCGCUCUGCCUGCAGGGUUCAGCCAAUAAACGGG
Molecule: messenger RNA, 1121 nt
Organism: Alligator sinensis (Chinese alligator)
Lineage: Eukaryota; Metazoa; Chordata; Crocodylia; Alligatoridae
Product: C-C motif chemokine 19-like
Exons: 4
Coding region: 41-376 (111 amino acids)
Biological process (GO): cellular response to tumor necrosis factor; positive regulation of ERK1 and ERK2 cascade; G protein-coupled receptor signaling pathway
Cellular component (GO): extracellular region
Molecular function (GO): CCR chemokine receptor binding; chemokine activity
Source: RefSeq, a predicted model, not a curated record